CGCGGGGUCGCUGGGCGCGAGGGCGCGCGGAACCGCCGCCGGAUGCUGCUGGGAGACCAUCCCGGAGCCGUUCGCGUUCCCAGCGCAGCCGGCGCAGGUGUUCACUGCCCCUGCUUUCCAAGCCCCUCAGGUGACCUCUCAGCCAGGUGUGACUUCAUCCCCAGAGCUUCUGGACUCCUCUUCCCCCUACUCCCCCCUCCCGAGAUGCUAUCAGACUAAUUUUCAAAAAUGCCAAGUAGGAAAUUUGCUGAUGGUGAAGUGGUAAGGGGUCGAUGGCCUGGGAGCUCACUUUAUUAUGAAGUGGAAAUUCUGAGCCAUGACAGUGGCUCCCAGCUUUACACCGUAAGAUACAAAGAUGGAACCGAACUUGAACUGAAAGAGAAUGAUGUCAAGCCUUUAACUUCCUUUAGGCAAAGGAAAAGUGGCUCCCUGUCCAGUUCGUCCUCCAGACGCCGGGGGAGUAGGUCAAGGUCGCGCUCCAGGUCCCCUGGCCGGCAGCCUAAAAGUUCCCGCAGAUCUGCCUCAGCUUCGCACCAAGCCGACAUUAAGGAGGCCAGGAAGGACUUGUUGGAAGUUAAACUGACUCCACUGGUGUUGAAGCCAUUUGGAAAUAGCAUCCACAGAUACAAUGGGGAGUCGGAGCACAUAGAGAGGAAUGACAUACCUCACAAAAAAACACAGGAAAAAUUCCAUGCAUCACAAGAAAGUAGUUAUAUACCUACACAGUAUAGCCUUCGUCCAAGAAGAGAAGAGAUCAAAUUAAAAGAAAUAGAUUCUAAGGAAGAAGAAAUUGUUACAAAAGGACCUCCAUCACGGAAGACCUUUGAAGUGACAGCCCCGAAGACAAAGGACUUAGAGUUUGGAGGGUUACCUGGUGUGUUUCUCAUCAUGCUGGGCCUGCCCGCUGUCGUCUUCCUGUUGCUGUUGAUGAGUAAACAGAGAGACCCCAGUCUUCUGAACUUUCCUCCUCCUUUGCCAGCAUUGAGUGAUUUAUGGGAAGCCAGAGUGUUUGGGGCCUACCUCCUCUGGUUUUUCCUUCAGGUUCUGUUCUACCUACUGCCGGUUGGGAAGGUUGUAGAAGGAACACCUCUUGCUGAUGGAAGAAGACUCAAGUAUAGAUUAAAUGGGUUCUUUGCCUUUGUGCUGACGUCUGUCCUCGUGGGCACAGCUGUCUCCCAGGGCAUGGAGCUUCACCGCGUGCAUGGGCACCUCCUUCAGCUGGCGCUGUCUGCCACCUUGGUGGCUGCAGUCCUGAGUGUCUACCUGCACGUGCGGGCGCGGGGGGUACCCUGCGAGGCACUGGCUCUCGCCAGCUCCGGGAAUGCCAUCUAUGAUUUCUUCAUUGGCCGUGAGCUCAAUCCUCGCAUCGGCACGUUUGAUCUCAAAUACUUCUGUGAAUUGCGCCCGGGAUUGAUUGGAUGGUUGGUCAUUAACCUGGCGAUGCUUCUGGCUGAGAUGAAGCUCCAUAGCCAUGCUGCCCCGUCCUUAGCCAUGAUCUUGAUUAACAGUUUCCAGCUCUUGUAUGUGGUGGACGCUCUCUGGAAUGAGGAAGCAUUGUUGACAACUAUGGACAUCAUCCACGAUGGGUUCGGGUUCAUGCUGGCUUUUGGAGACUUAGUGUGGGUUCCGUUUAUCUACAGCUUCCAGGCCGUUUACUUAGUCAGUCAUCCAAACGAAGUGUCUUGGCCAGUUGCCUGUCUGAUUAUCGCUCUGAAACUUUGUGGAUAUAUAAUCUUCCGAUGUGCAAAUUCUCAGAAAAAUGCAUUCCGGAAAAAUCCCACUGAUCCAAAGCUUGCACAUUUAAAAACCAUUCGUACAUCAACUGGAAAAAAUCUUCUAGUUUCUGGAUGGUGGGGCUUCGUUCGCCAUCCCAAUUACUUGGGUGACCUCAUCAUGGCCCUGGCGUGGUCUCUCCCUUGUGGUUUUAAUCAUAUUCUGCCUUAUUUCUAUGUGAUUUAUUUCACCAUGCUACUUGUCCACCGAGAAGCUCCUCGUGAUGAACGCCGCUGUGAGAAGAAAUACGGCUUGGCUUGGGAACAGUAUUGCCAGCGUGUGCCAUACCGUAUAUUUCCAUACAUUUACUAACUGUGGUUCUAGCGUAUUUUUUAAAUGCUCCUGCAGUUCUGGCUUCCAUUUUCAAAACAAGAAAAAAAUCCAAAACAAAUCUCCUUUCGGUGCACUGAUAGGCUAAGUUUUUUAUUUCUUUUUGAGUCAGGACUAUAGAGCCUAGUAGUAAAUAUUUUAACAUAGCUGUGUUUAUUUUUGUGAAAUCACAACAAUUAACAUAAGGAAAAAUAUAAAUAAAUUUGCAUUCUAAUAGGAAAAUUUCAGUUCCAAUCUUAAAACAGCAGAUGGCCUUAUAAAUGUACUGAAAAGAGUGCUAUUGAUGUUUAUUCUGAUAACUUUUCAGAUUUUGAUAUUUUUGUUUUGUCCAUUGUUUUUUGUUAAAUGAAGAUACAUAUAAAGUACAUUUAUAUAUUACCGUAUAGAAUUUUCAUUCGUUUCCCUUUCAGUUAAACCAUUUAUUAGUUCUGUGAUUUGAAAGUAAAAACCAGUUGUGUAUUAAAUGCCACAUGUGAAGAGGGAUGACAGAUUAGCAGACACUGUUUAAGGGGCACAGUAUAGCAGUUUGAUUAACUUCAACUUCUAAAACUACAUUUGAAAAUGUAAAUACAUAACUUUUAUGUAAUGUAUAGUGACUUCAUAUUUUUCUGUACAGUAUUUUGAAUGUGAAAUAAUUGUCAGGACUAAGUAUCUUUUAAACAGAAACAUUUACAGUAUUUUAAAUUAAGUUUUGUAAAGUAAUACAUGUGAGUUAAAAAUUUUGAAACAAUUAGAAUUCAUUUAGUAUUGUAUAAAAGAUACUAUCAAAACAUAGGAAGGGUAUUUUUCUCAAUCCAAAGUUUGUGAAUUUAGCUUCGCUACCUCAACAAGUGUUUGUUUGCCUUUAUGAACUAUUGCAAAUGAAAAUAUAUAUAUAUAUUUUGAGUAACAAAAUAUAUAUAUUUUGAGUAACAUCACUAUUUAAACAUUUUUAUACAUAUUGGUAUUUGGAAAUUUGCCAUUUCAGGUUAAUAUUUUUUGUAUGUUUUGACUUUUAAAAGUUAAACUGUUUUUGCUACUGUUCAGCUCAUGUAGUUUAUACUGUAUUUUAUACAUUGUUUAUAUUUAACAAAGCUCUGUUCCCUUCAUCUUUAGACAUCUGUUCAUCUAAAAACAAUUUAAGGGAAUAGUUUAAAAUCAUUUUUGUCUUUUGGUUUAAUAGAUGUGCAUAAGGUAGUUUUAGCUGUUAGAUUCUAGGUAAGUUGAAUAGUCCCAUUAUUAAUUGUCCUAUAAUGGAACAGUAGCAAAUUCACUAAACUUUUGUAUUCAAAGUUAAUGUUCUCAGUAUCUUAAACAUAGGGGAAUCUAAUAAAUAUAGUGUGUAUGCUUGGGUUUUUAGUGACACAUUUUAUAUAAGAGACAUUUAGAUAUGCAAUGUUCAUUUUCCACUGUGAUUUGGAGUGUAUGGAACUUAGCUUAUGUUAAUGUAAUCAUGAAGUAGAUUUGCUCUAACAUUCUGUAUCCUGUAGUCUUUAAACAGGUGUUUUGGUGAAAUUGCCAGGGUUUAUUAGUACCAGUGUACACAGGCAGUUUUUUUAUUAUGCUUGCCUCCUAGCAUUGGGAAUGGUGCCCCAGCAUAUUCUGCCAACUGUACUCACCGAGGAGGCUUUGGAGGGGAGGAAGGACAUUUCUCUCUUUCUCUGGUUAUGAGGAAAGAGCCUGUUGCCAACAGAGUGCUGCAAAUUCUAGAUAAUAGCUGCAAUUUGUUUUUGUUUUUGACAUGUUUAUUUGACCAGUUUUAUUAUGAAGUUUUAAGUUGGAAAUAAAAAGACAUUACUUUGA
Messenger RNA from Manis javanica (Malayan pangolin), 3885 nucleotides. The record is from RefSeq and is a predicted model, not a curated record. Lineage: Eukaryota; Metazoa; Chordata; Mammalia; Pholidota; Manidae.